Apiotrichum porosum is the source of this 720-nucleotide messenger RNA. RefSeq lists its product as uncharacterized. The transcript has a single exon. The record is from RefSeq and is a predicted model, not a curated record. NCBI's taxonomy places the organism in Eukaryota, Fungi, Basidiomycota, Tremellomycetes, Trichosporonales, Trichosporonaceae. The coding region runs from base 1 to 720 and encodes 239 amino acids.
AUGUCCUACUACGACUCUGGACGCUCCGCCCCUCACCUCAUCGACCACGCCCACCCACCACCAAUGUACCACCCCAAGCCCGUCCCGUUUGCCGCACGGCCGCCCUUCACGUCGAGCUACUCGUCCCCGGCGUGCACUUUACCCACACUGCGGAGCGUGCAGUCGACGUCCCCACCAGGCAUGAACAGCACGUCGCUGUCGUGCUCCCCCUCGUCCCCGCCGUCGCCGUCGCACUCGCACUCGUCCGCGUCGUCCAUGUCCUUUGCGCACCACCACCCGUCCCACCCAGCCCACCCGUCCCAUCCCUCUCAGCACGCGCACGCCCACCCUUUCGCGCACACCCACGCCCACGCCCACGCUCACCACAUGCGCCCGUCCGCAAGCGCAGGCGGCAAGCCGCGCUCGAGCUCGAAGAACGGCCUGGGCGGCGGGCCCGGCUCGGGGUCGGGGUCGGGAUCGAAGAAAAUGUCGUCGACAACAGGCAAGCACAAGUCUGUCCAGGUCUCGCUCGAAGUCAAAGUCGAGCGGAGUCGCGGGUUCCAUGCCUUCUUCGUCCCCUUGGCACGGAGCAUGCCCCCGGCCCCGCCGUCGUCGCCCGUGUUUGGCCAGAGCGCCAAUGUGCUGCAGGUGCAGCAGGAGGACGGACACGGUCAGCAGGACGCCGGCAAGCGCGGCGAGGAGCGCUGGGUCGAGGAUGUUGUCAUGGACGUCGACAACUGA